GCCAAUAAGCUUGGUAUAACAGCAUGUUCAUCAGAGCCAUGCAGUUGGACUAUACCAUAUGCUUCAAAGUCUCUUCCCAAGCCAAAGAGAGUUCAAGGCAUGCUGAUAAAGAGAACCAAGCACGGACAGAUAGGAAAGGCCAUGCCAUUGGUAUCCAACCUCAAGGACAAGUAUACACCAAUUGCUGUAGGGAGCCAUACUGAAGGACUCGCAUCUGUUCUUAGAGAAGUCGUUCCAAAUGUAUGCCUCUUUAAAGGCCUAGAUUUUCCAAGUUCACCUGCUGACGAGACAUGUCUUCCUACAACACUGUUUUACAUCAACAGAUACACAAUGAAACACAUUGUUGACGAGUAUAAGAGUGGCAAUAACCUGGACUUAGAUGUUGAGAAGUUUCUUGACAGCAUACUAAAGCCAUAACAAAAGGAAAUUCAGAUUAUCCUGGAACAAACCAAGGAUCAAUCAGUUAGUCCUGAGUGGACAGCGUUAAGGAAAGGCCGCAUAAUAGCAUCAAAUUGUUAUCCUGUCUACACAAGGACAAACUCGACAAUGAUAAACCCUAAUACAGAUGAUUCAUCAUUAGUUUCGAAACUCAAGGGCUAUACUACAGAUUGUUUAAAAAAUGUAAAGUCUUUGAAAUAUGGUCCAGAUACAGAACCAAAAGCAAAACA
Messenger RNA from Mizuhopecten yessoensis (Yesso scallop), 668 nucleotides. RefSeq lists its product as uncharacterized. The transcript has 3 exons. The record is from RefSeq and is a predicted model, not a curated record. Bases 100 to 417 code for a protein of 105 amino acids. NCBI's taxonomy places the organism in Eukaryota, Metazoa, Mollusca, Bivalvia, Pectinida, Pectinidae.